CAUUUCUGACCUGCCUCACCAUGAAGUGGCUGGUAGUGGUACUGGCGCUUGUUUUGCUGCAGCAAGGGGGUGUGGAAGGUGUUCCUGGGAACGGAAACAGUAACCAUGGGAACACACAGUCAUGCGACGUUACCUGUCAGACCCUGACUGACUUCCAGUCCUUCAUGACCACUGCUCCACAGGCUCAGACAGACCAGUCCACCACGAUUCAAGCUCUCCAGGCAACAGCCAGCAGUCAGGACAACAUCAUCCAGCAGCAGGCUGCAGCUUUACAGCAACUGGAGGGAACUCUGCAGCAACAGGCCACCCUGAUUCAACAACAGGCCACCAGCCUGCAGCAACUGGAGACUACCUUGCAAGAACAUGAAUUGACCAUCCAGGCACAGGCCACCAGCCUACAGCAACAGGUAACUGCUGACCAGCAGCUAGCAAGCAACUUGCAGCAACUGGAAGGAACUAUACAGCAACAAGCCACCAGCCUGCAGCAGCAUGAAUCCACCAUCCAGGCACAGGCCACCAGCCUGCAGCAACAGGACAGCACCAUCCAGCAACAAGCCACCAGCCUGCAGCAACUGGAAGCCACCAACCAGCAACAAGCCACCAGCCUGCAGCAACUGGAAGCAACCAACCAACAACAAGCCACCAGCCUGCAGCAACUGGAAACCACCAAUCAGCAACAGGCCAGCAGCUUGCAGCAACUGGAAGCCAUCAACCAGCAACAAGCCACCCUGAUUCAAGAACAGGCCAGCAGCUUGCAGGAACUGGAAGCCACGAUCGAGCGGCAUGAAAAAAAUGAAGAACUACUGGCAGGAGAAUUGCAGCAACUUCAAUCAACUGUCCAUCAACAGGGAAGUGACCUACAGCAACACGUUCAGCAACUGGCCCUCAGCCUGCAGCAGCAAGAUACUGCUGAUCAGCAACAAGCCAGCACAUUGCAGCAACUGGAGACCACUCUACAGCAACAUGAAACCGCCAUCCAGGCACAAGCCACCAGCCUGCAGCAACAUGAAUCUACUAUCCAGGCACAAGCCACCAGCCUGCAACAGCUAGAAGGAACUGUACAGCAACAAGCCACCAGCCUGCAGCAACAGGCAACUGCUGACCAGCAGCUGGCAACCAAUCUGCAACAACUGGAAGGAACUGUACAGCAACAAGCCACCAGCCUGCAGCAACAGGAAGCCGCUGACCAGCAGCUGGCAAUCAACCUGCAGCAGCUAGAAGGAACUGUGCAGCAACAAGCCACCAGCCUGCAGCAACAGGCAACUGCUGACCAGCAGCUGGCAACCAAUCUGCAACAACUGGAAGGAACGGUACAGCAACAAGCCACCAGCUUGCAGCAACAGGAAACUGCUGACCAGCAGCUGGCAACCAACCUGCAGCAACUAGAGGGAACUGUGCAGCAACAAGCCACCAGCCUGCAGCAACAGGCAACCGCUGACCAGCAGCUGGCAACCAACCUGCAGCAGCUGGAGGGAACUGUGCAGCAACAAGCCACCAGUCUGCAGCAACAGGAAACUGCUGACCAGCAGCUGGCAACAAACCUGCAGCAACUAGAGGGAACUGUGCAGCAACAAGCCACCGGCCUGCAGCAACAAGCCAUCACGUAUGCCCAACAAGCCACCAACUUGCAGCAACAGGCUGCCAUCAUCCAGGAACAAUCCGGCACCAUCCAGCAACUGGAAGAUAUACUGAAUGCUCCACGUGACUGCCUGGACUUGUUCAACACCGGCCACAACACCAGUGAUGUCUACGCCAUCUACCCAGGGGGGAAGGAUCCCAUCCAUGUGUACUGUGACAUGGACACUGACGGGGGCGGAUGGACGGUCUUCCAAAGGCGCCAUGAUGGUUCAGUAAGUUUCUCCUUGGACUGGCAGGCCUACAAGACCGGCUUUGGGGACAUCAAGUCAGAGUUCUGGCUAGGCAAUGACAAUCUGGCUGCACUGACUGCCCAAGACGUGUUUGAACUGAGGGUCGACCUGGAAGACUUUGAGGGAAACUUAGCUUAUGCCAAAUACAGCACCUUCAGGGUGAAAGACGAAGUCGAGAACUACCAAAUGAAUGUGGGUGGAUAUUCAGGAACUGCAGGGGACGACAUGACAUGGAGUUCCACUGCAUUCUUCUCCACCAUCGACGCAAGCAACUAUGUCCAUCCUGGCCACUGCAACCUUGGCAACAAGGGCGGCUGGUGGUACAGCAGUUGUCGUGAUGCCAACCUGAACGGCCAGUACCUGGUUGGAACCCACCAGUACAACGGGGAAGGAGUGAACUGGUACCAGUGGAAGGGAGACAACUACUCCCUCAAACACACUGAGAUGAAGAUCAGGCCCAACUAGGCUCACUCACUUGGUCCUAACAAAUGGUUAUAGCUGUACUGUAACUCGAGACAUGGCAACCUGCUAAAUCUGUGUGAGACGAUCUUUCUGCUUCCUGCUGACUUCAAUGUUCAUCUUUGUUUCCAGUUUGUGUGCUGCCUACAUGUAUAGUCCAUACCUUGUUUGGCAAGGUACAAACUAUAGGGAAGCGAACACAAGGUGGAAACAAAAACAUAGCAUGGUUCUGAAUGUUGGCUGAGAUAAGUGAUUUAAAUGGAUACACAUCUUAAUGGACAUGAUGCACAUAGGAAAGUAGAAAAUAGAUGAUAGGUAACUCUCUUAUGCCUCAUCAUCUGCUGUUAGUGUUUUAGAGCAGCUGAAAUGAAGUUGACAUUUGAAGGAACUACAGAGUGACUGUAAUACCGAGUGGACUGCAUGACAAAACUGUAAACAUCCUUUGGUGGGAAAUAAAACCUUCACUUCCAGCUUCAA
Molecule: messenger RNA, 2804 nt
Organism: Branchiostoma floridae (Florida lancelet)
Lineage: Eukaryota; Metazoa; Chordata; Leptocardii; Amphioxiformes; Branchiostomatidae
Product: angiopoietin-2-like
Exons: 6
Coding region: 21-2333 (770 amino acids)
Biological process (GO): signal transduction
Cellular component (GO): membrane
Source: RefSeq, a predicted model, not a curated record